UUUCGGAGGAACAGGACCAUAAAGUAACGCGGGAAUUCGAUUUUCGAAAAAGUCGCAUUGUAACAACUCCUUAUCUAAGCUAUUUAAUUAUAUCGCACGAUUACCAGAUAGCUUUAUGGUUUCUUGGAUUUGCUGGAAUCACAGACUUGGUAGAUGGUUGGAUAGCUCGAACAUGGAGUUCUCAGGCCUCAAAGUUGGGGAGUUUUUUAGACCCGGUAGCAGACAAAUUAUUAGUAGGAACAAUGUUUCUAUCACUGACCUGGGUCGACUUGAUACCAAUACCCUUAACAUGUCUUGUAAUACUUCGAGAUAUCGCCCUGAUAUCAGCUGCAUCGUACAUCAGAUAUCGAUCAUUACCUGAGCCUAAAACAUUGAUAAGAUACUUCGAUCCGACGCAUGCAACAGUUCAACUAGCCCCAACAUUAGCCAGCAAAUUUAACACGGCCGUUCAAUUGACCCUCGUUGCUGGUACUCUUGCUGCUCCGGUAUUUCACUAUAUUGAUCAUCCAGCACUUCAUGGAUUGUAUUAUCUCACAGCAUUAACCACCGUUGCUGGAGGUUUAAGUUAUUUAGUAUCGAAAAAUACGUACAAAUUAUUAUCAAAAAAAAAAGUAACUCAGCGAACGUCAUCCUCCUGAGACAAGAUUGUUAAUCCCUGUACAUUCUAAUGAUAUUCUUGUACAUUCGUUAUAGAGAAAUAAACUAAUAUGGUUUUUAA
Molecule: messenger RNA, 718 nt
Organism: Venturia canescens
Lineage: Eukaryota; Metazoa; Arthropoda; Insecta; Hymenoptera; Ichneumonidae
Gene: CLS
Product: cardiolipin synthase
Exons: 5
Coding region: 243-638 (131 amino acids)
Source: RefSeq, a predicted model, not a curated record